This is a messenger RNA of Pelmatolapia mariae (spotted tilapia), 763 nucleotides long. It is a transcript of the gene mrpl18, whose product is annotated as mitochondrial ribosomal protein L18. The transcript is spliced from 4 exons. Lineage: Eukaryota; Metazoa; Chordata; Actinopteri; Cichliformes; Cichlidae. Gene Ontology annotation, biological process: translation. The coding region runs from base 161 to 730 and encodes 189 amino acids. The record is from RefSeq and is a predicted model, not a curated record. Gene Ontology annotation, cellular component: ribosome; mitochondrion. Gene Ontology annotation, molecular function: structural constituent of ribosome; 5S rRNA binding.
CACAGAGUGAACCGGAUAUUAUCGGAAUGUCAAAGAUGGGACUCCUCAUGUAACGGUGGAUUUUUCUUGAAUAGUAUGUUUGCUUGUUUUUGGUGUCUUACCGGAUGGUAACACAUUGAUUGGACUUUUUAUUUGUGAGGGGAGCACUGCUCGGGAGGACAUGGCUCUGAGCCAAGUUAGUCGCAGUGUGCGGCUGCUCUUAGGUCAAAUUCAACGCUGUCGGCCAGCCCUGCUUUCAAACCAGACGGCUCGGUGUCUGAGUAAAGCAGCUUCUCAGCCAGAGCCCUCCGCGGAUGAAAAUGAAGCCGUGAACCCGACCUUUGCAAACAGAAAUCCCCGCAACCUGGAGCAGAUGGCUCUGGCUGUGAAGGAUCGGGGCUGGAAGACAACCUGGCCACACCGGGAGUUCUACCACAGGUUGAUGUUCUCCCGUAGCCAACACCAUGUGACAGCCCAAGUGUUUUCCAGCUGCUCCCCUAUUCCGGUGCUUUCUUGUUCGACCAAAGAGUGGGCUGUGAAGAAGGAGCUGGCUUCUACAAACUGCGUGGCAGCCUGUCAGGCUGUGGGCGAGGUGCUGGCGCAUCGCUGCCAGCAGGCUGGCAUCACCAGGAUGGUGUAUAGGGCGAUUCCCUGGACAUACCGCUCAGAUUCUGUUCAGUCUUUCAGAGCUGCAAUGAAAGCAGGAGGAAUCAUUCUAAGUGAACCCAGAAGGAAAUACAUUGGGACCUGACUUUAAUUCAUCAAAGUUCAUCAAAUCAGCUGU